AUGAGUGCGAUCCCACUAGGAUGCUUUACGGCGUUUAUGUCUUUGGUCACCCUAGGAUGCUUGAUCGUCGGUGGCAUUGGUAUUACAAUUGUUGAGGGCGGUUUUGCCAUAUUAGGCUCUGCGUUCUUAUUGCCAGCGUUGGGUGUGGCAUUGUUGAUAGCAUGUGGUGUGGGUUUGGUAGCCCUUUUCGCCUAUACUGCCUACACUGUGAUCUGCUAUGUGAUUGCCUUCUUCCGGAUCGCACCCGAUUCGCGUGAAGUUCGACGCCAGGCUUCAGAAAUGGCCGAACGAGGAAAAGAAAGGGCCACCCUGCUCACAGGCAUUACUCCCUAUCAAAUGUAA
This is a messenger RNA of Lobosporangium transversale, 342 nucleotides long. RefSeq lists its product as hypothetical. The record is from RefSeq and is a predicted model, not a curated record. The transcript is spliced from 2 exons. NCBI's taxonomy places the organism in Eukaryota, Fungi, Mortierellomycota, Mortierellomycetes, Mortierellales, Mortierellaceae. The coding region runs from base 1 to 342 and encodes 113 amino acids.